AUGGUUAUGGAUACUCCUGCGUCGAGUUCAGUAACUACUUCUUCUGCUUGUUUGAAUUGUCCGGUUGACAAGUUUGGUAGAAAAUUUGGGAUGGACUUAGUGUGCCUUCCUCUUGAACAACUUGACGUUAUUCUGGGAAUGAUAUGGUUGGAAUUCAACCGAGUUCAUAUUAAUUGCUUUACGAAGAUGGUUAUCUUUCCUGGAGAGAGUAGUGUUGAGGAUUUGGCGAUGACUACUAAGCAGGUAAAUGAAGCGGUCAGAGAUGGGGCUACAAUGUUCAUAUUAUUUGCAUCCAUGGAGGUGAAAGGGAAAGUGGUGAGUAAUGAAUUACCGGUAGUACGAGACUUUCCAGAUGUUUUUCCAGAAGAGGUUAGAGAGUUGCCACCUGAGAGGGAAGUUGAGUUUGCGAUCGAAUUAAUUCCUGGGACGAGUCCUGUGUCGAUGGCGCCUUAUCGCAUGUCGACAUCCGAGUUGACUGAAUUGAAGAGUCAAUUAGAAGAGUUUCUUGAGAAAGAAUUCAGUCGUCCUAGUGUUUCACUGUGGGGUGCGCCGGUGUUGUUGGUUAUGGCUUCGUGGGCGGAAGUUGCCCAACAAAAGCUGGUGCCAAAUCUUGAUGACUUUAGCACUAAAGGGGUCCUUUUCCAUGAGGGUCCUCAACAUACGAUAGGUGGUCAUGUUGAUGGUGUUGUCAUCAAAAGCUUCUCCAAAAUUUUCACAUCUCAGCAAGUUAGAGAUGGUGGAGGGAGUGAUGGCUUUGAUGGUGUUGAAGGUUAA
Vicia villosa (hairy vetch) is the source of this 774-nucleotide messenger RNA. RefSeq lists its product as uncharacterized. The transcript has 3 exons. Lineage: Eukaryota; Viridiplantae; Streptophyta; Magnoliopsida; Fabales; Fabaceae. The record is from RefSeq and is a predicted model, not a curated record. Bases 1 to 774 code for a protein of 257 amino acids.